AUGAAAUUAAAUACUUUUUUUUUAAUAAUAAUAUUUAUUAAAUUGGUAAACUCAAACGAAUAUAUAUAUGGCGCAGAUAAUAAAAAUGAUAUUAAAGUUAUAGACCCUUUUAAUUAUGACUCAAGGGAAAAUAUUAUUUUUAAAAGAAUUAUAGACAAUACUCACUUAGAUGUGUUUGGAGAUGAUAAUAUGAAUAACCCUUUUCAUGGACUUCAAUUCCUUUUAAUAUGGCAAAACCAGACUGGAAGAUUAUAUACAUCAAAAAAUGAUCCGAUAAUUAAAAACUACUCUUGGUGGGGGUGUAUGAACUAUUAUUUUUCUGUAGUUCCAUAUUUAUCUGCCAAUAAAUUUAACCUAGUUCCUCAUUUAGAUUUCAAAUUCACUUUUAAAAACAACUCUUUAUUUUGUUCCAAAUAUGAGGAGUGCGAUAAAAGGAUGAUGAAAAUAUGGGAUGAUUAUUUCGGAACUAUAAGUAAAAUUAAAAAUAAUAAUGAAACAAAAUCAUAUUCUGCUGAAGAAUUAUUAUCAAAAAUGUGGAGAGGCCAUCAAAUAGGUGUAGAAAUGGGUUCGAAAGCAUUUAAACAAAUUCAUGAAAACUCUUUAUCUAAACCAGAAAUGAUACUCAGUAAUGGAUGGUUAGCUUUUGUAGAAUUCCUAUUGACACUAAAUUUAAAUACAAACAAAACCAAUAUAUUUAGUUUACAAAAAUCAUUACCUCAUAGGGUUUUAAAUGAUAAUGAUAUAUAUCCCCCAUCAAUUAAAGAUUUUACCUAUGACCAAAAAACCUUUACAAGUAUGAUAUAUACUAUGCAUUAUAUAUCAAUUAAUAAAACUAUUUAUAAUAUAACACUUAAGUUUUUACAAAUGGUUUCAAGUAAUGAAAAUUGCAGAUUAUUAAUCAAUAAUAAUAUUAAUUCAUUUUUGAAUUUUCCUUUCAGUUCAAUAUUAAUAGUUUUAAUAAAGAUAAUUACGAACACUUGUUAA
This is a messenger RNA of Dictyostelium purpureum, 984 nucleotides long. RefSeq lists its product as uncharacterized. The transcript has a single exon. The record is from RefSeq and is a predicted model, not a curated record. NCBI's taxonomy places the organism in Eukaryota, Evosea, Eumycetozoa, Dictyosteliales, Dictyosteliaceae. Bases 1 to 984 code for a protein of 327 amino acids.